AUGCAUCUCAGGCUUGACUUGGCCAGAACCUGCUGCCAGUGUGAAGGAGGUCGGGGGCUCUACAAGUCAAAGAUCCCUCGGGCCCAUAACCAGGUCAGCGUCAAGGUUGCUCCCAAGGACACUGAGAUGAAAACAGCAGAAGAGCCAACUCCAAAUCUUGGGCAGACCCUGGCGUGGCUGAGAAAGGAGCUGUCUGAGAUGCAGAUCCAAGACCAGAGGCUCCUGCUCACACUGAGGCAUCUUCACAGCGUCCUGCAGGAGCUGCGCGCUGACAAUGCCCACUGGGAGGAUGCCAGGUCCAGCGGAGGGACCUCCCCCAUCAGGGCUCGAGCGGGCUCUGAAGGCAGGGGCUGCCGGCACGUUUCCUCAAGGGGGCUGGCCCAGCUCCUCCAAGGGGAAGAUAGCAGACGAAGCUCCCUCCCUUAACUGGCCACAGGUGACCCUGGGCUCAAACCCUCUUACCACUAGUCUAACCUUUGUGAUGUUUUCGGGGGAGAGCACCAGGAAGCCAGAGCUCUGGGUUCACCUCUGCCCUCAUCUGCUGUGUGUCCCUGGAUCCAUCACUCAGCUUCUCUGUGUCGCUGGUUCCUUUUCUGUCCUUCAGGGUUUCUUUGUGAGGCACAAAUUGGAUGUGAACACACUUUGAAAACACAAACGUGUUAUGUGGCUCUGGCAAGCACCAUGGCAGCAAUCCUAAUCUUGGGAAAUUCUUAAAAGGUGAUUGUUAAAACAAAGAAAGAGCUAAAUGUGCAGUAAUGGUUACCAGGUGUUGCCAUGGUGAAAAAUUGAGACCCUGUGUAGUGACUUUGUGGCUGUUCUCUUGUCUUCCCAGCAAGCCUCCCCCUUCCCCUUAUCUGAUAACAACAGGAUCUAUUGCCACGCUGGCCAUGGGAGUGGGUAUAUUACCAGGCCUGGCCAAUUAUAUAACCUGUGGUUGCCCCAAAAGCAUGAUUGGCCCAGUGGGGAGGCAUGUGACUCAACAGAGCCAAUCACAGUCCUUCCCUGUGAUUGCUAUCUGGACACUCUUUCUAUUACAGUUAUAAAGCUGAGGCUGCCAUCAGCCAUGUUUCCUGCCAAGUGAAGAAGACCUGUCUGCAGUAGCAAGGAAAGAGGCUAAUAUUCGCACAGAAGUAGAGAGAGGGCCACACAAGAGAUGGACAGAGAGGAAGAGCGCCAGCUUUUUUAAGUCUGUGAUUUUAGGCUCUAGUUUUGCUAGUUACCCCUGUGUUCUUUGCAGCAACUGAAGCCAGUAAAUUCUACAACCACCACCCACAGCCACACGCACCAAUUUGUUUUGUUUAAGCUGAUUUGAGUAGGGUUUCCCUCAUUUGCAACCAAAAUGGUCAUGAGGAAUACAAUCCAGAUGUUCAAAGAAUCAAAGAAGAGGAAAUCAUUAAGAAAAUGGCAUUUCAUUCAUUCAGGGUUUGUGACAACAAACCUUUGUUGCCUGUCAGUAACAGCAGGCAGGAAGGCUCAGGAGGCAGCAGAGACUCUCAAUGGUAACAGGGUGCUGCAGACAUGACUGAAAAAUUACAUCUGCCCAUAAAAAAACUAAAGAAAGGUGAAAAUAAAAAAGUGGUGGUGUUUAGAUGGUCCAGUUAUUGGUAGGCCUUGUUUGUUUUUGAAAAUCUACCUGCAUAUUGUUAGAAUAGUGGCUCGUGCCUGUAAUCCUAGCACUUUCAGAGGCUGAGGCAGGAUGAUUGCUUGAG
Messenger RNA from Microcebus murinus (gray mouse lemur), 1709 nucleotides. It is a transcript of the gene C16H20orf202, whose product is annotated as chromosome 16 C20orf202 homolog. NCBI's taxonomy places the organism in Eukaryota, Metazoa, Chordata, Mammalia, Primates, Cheirogaleidae. The record is from RefSeq and is a predicted model, not a curated record.